UUGGAAAGAAGUAAGGCUUAGACUUCUCCAUGUUAACCAUGAGUGUGACACUUUCCCCCCUGAGGUCACAGGACCUGGAUCCCAUGGCUACUGACGCUUCACCCAUGGCCAUCAACUUGACACCCACCGUGGAGCAGGGUGAGGGAGAAGAGGCGGUGAAGGAUAUGGAUUCUGACCAGCAGUAUGAAAAGCCACCCCCUUUGCAUACAGGGGCCGACUGGAAGAUUGUCCUUCACUUACCUGAAAUUGAGACCUGGCUCCGGAUGACCUCUGAGAGAGUCCGGGACCUAACCCACUCAGUCCAGCAGGAUUCAGACAGCAAGCAUGUGGAUGUGCAUCUGGUUCAACUAAAGGACAUUUGCGAAGAUAUUUCUGAUCAUGUUGAGCAAAUCCAUGCCCUCCUUGAGACUGAGUUCUCCCUGAAGCUGCUGUCCUACUCUGUCAAUGUGAUUGUGGACAUCCACGCGGUGCAGCUCCUCUGGCACCAGCUCCGGGUCUCGGUGCUGGUUCUGCGGGAGCGCAUCCUGCAAGGCCUGCAGGACGCCAAUGGCAACUACACCAGGCAGACGGACAUUCUGCAAGCUUUCUCCGAGGAGACAGCUGAGGGCCGGCUCGAUUCUCUAACGGAAGUGGAUGACUCAGGACAGCUAACUAUCAAAUGCUCUCAAAAUUACUUGUCUCUGGAUUGUGGAAUUACUGCAUUUGAACUGUCUGACUAUAGUCCAAGUGAGGAUUUGCUCGGCGGCCUGGGUGACAUGAGCCAGGUCAAAAGCAAACCCUUUGACUCUUGGAGCUACGGUGAGAUGGAGAAGGAGUUCCCUGAGCUUAUCCGAAGUGUGGGGUUGCUGACGGUGGCCACUGACCCCAUCGCUUCCAACUGCAGCGAAGCAGUGAGUGAGGGGGCAGCUCAAGGUUCUCUCUCGGCAGAUGAUAAAGGUGGUUGUGAAGAAAACAAGGCUCCCGCAGUCGAGGAGCCACCAGGCUCAAAGCAGGGCAUGUCAUCUCCAGUGGAAGCCCUGACAAAUACUGGCCAGUCCUUUUCUAAGACCUCGAAGCAAGAAUCCAAUUCUCCCUCCCAACCUGGAGCAAAGAACCAACAGCCUCUUCCCUGUGAGAACACAACCCCCAAGCGAUCCAUCAGGGACUGCUUUAAUUAUAACGAGGACUCCCCCACACAGCCCACGCUGCCAAAAAGAGGGCUUUUCCUUAAAGAGGACGCUUUUAAGAAUAACCUGAGAGGUGCUGACGGAAAGAGGCAGAUGGUUGAUCUCAAGCCCGAGAUGAGCAGAAGCACCCCUUCCCUGGUGGAUCCUCCUGACAGAUCCAAGCUCUGCCUGGUGUUGCAGGCUUCCUACCCCAGCAGCCCUUCAGCCGCCAGCCAGUCCUACGAGUGUCUGCACAAGAUGGGAGGCGGGAAUCUUGAAAACACAGUCAAAAGUCACAUGAAAGAAAUCUCCUCCAGCCUGGGAAGGCUCAACAACUGCCACAAAGAGAAACCUCGACUUAAAAAGCCACAUAAGAGCCCAGAAGAGGUGCCUCCGUGCCAAACCCCUAAAGCGGGAACUGGUUCCGGCAAGCAAACCGAAAUCACCAGGAGCUCCAGAGUGCCGAACGGAAUUCCCUCUUGUACUUCCAAGGCCGUGGAGGGGCCAGAAACCGAUUCUGCUUCUACAUCCUCUCUUGAGCCGUAUCCUCAGAGCAGUUGGAAUGCCAAAUUACCAGCGCAGUCAGAAACAUCCAGUUCCCCACCAUUUACUCAAAGCAGCGGAUCUCCUGUUGGCUCGGACAGUGUCAUGUCUCCGGUACCCCUUCUUUCAAAACACAAAAGCAAAAAAAGUUACUCCUCCUCCCCAAGUCACGUCUCAAGGAAUGGUCAGGUUGUGGAGGCCUGGUAUGGCUCCGAUGAGUACCUGGCACUGCCCUCUCACCUUAAGCAGACAGAAGUAUUAGCUUUGAAGUUGGAAAACUUAACAAAGCUUCUGCCUCCAAAACCCAGAGGAGAAACCAUUCAGAAUAUCGAUGACUGGGAACUGUCUGAAAUGAAUUCAGAUUCUGAGAUCUAUCCAACGUACCAUGUUAAGAAGAAGCGUACAAGGCUAGGCAGGGUGUCUCCCAGUUCAUCCAGUGACAUAGCCUCUUCGCUGGGGGAGAGCAUUGAGUCUGGGCCCCUGAGUGACAUUCUUUCUGACGAGGAGCUGUGUAUGCCUCUCUCUGGCAUGAAAAAAUACAUGGAUGAGAAUUCAGAGAGAGCUUUACCUUCUGAGAAAAAUGAGAGCCAUGCUGCCAAAAAAUCUGCUUUAAUUCAGAAACUUAUGCAAGAUAUUCAACACCAAGACAAUUAUGAAGCCAUAUGGGAAAAAAUAGAGGGGUUUGUAGACAAGCUGGAUGAAUUCAUUCAGUGGUUAAACGAAGCCAUGGAAACCACUGAGAACUGGACACCCCCUAAAGCAGAGACGGAUGGCCUUAAACUGUACCUGGAGACACACCUGAGCUUUAAGCUGAAUGUAGACAGUCAUUGUGCUCUCAAGGAAGCUGUGGAGGAGGAAGGACACCAGCUUCUUGAGCUCAUUGCAUCUCACAAAGCAGAAGGACUAAAGGACAUGCUGCGGAUGAUUGCGAGUCAGUGGAAGGAGCUGCAGAGGCAAAUCAAACGGCAGCACAGCUGGAUUCUCAGGGCUCUGGAUACCAUCAAAGCCGAGAUUCUGGCCACUGAUGUGUCUGUGGAGGGUGUGGAAGGGACUGGAAGCCCCAAGGCCGAGGUUCAGCUAUGCUACCUGGAAGCACAAAGAGAUGCCGUCGAGCAGAUGUCCCUCAAGCUGUACAGCGAGCAGUACACCAGCAGCAGCAAGAGGAAGGAAGAGUUUGCUGAUAUGUCAAAAGUUCAUGCGGUGGGAGGCACAGGGCUUCUGGACUUUGAUUCAGAAUAUCAGGAGCUCUGGGAUUGGCUGAUUGACAUGGAGUCCCUCGUGAUGGACAGCCACGACCUGAUGAUGUCAGAGGAGCAGCAGCAGCACCUUUACAAGCGAUACAGCGUGGAAAUGUCCAUCCGGGGCCUGAAAAAGACAGAGCUGCUGAGUAAGGUGGAAGCUUUGAAGAAAGGUGGCGUUUUACUACCAAAUGAUCUCCUUGAAAAAGUGGAUUCAAUUAAUGAAAAAUGGGAACUGCUUGGGAAAACCCUGGGAGAGAAGAUCCAGGACACAAUGGCAGGGCCCCGAGGGUCGGGGCCACGUGACCUGCUCUCUCCUGAAAGCGGAAGCCUGGUAAGGCAGCUGGAGGUCAGGAUCAAAGAGCUGAAAGGGUGGCUGAGAGAUACAGAGCUUUUCAUCUUCAAUUCCUGUCUGAGACAAGAAAAGGAAGGAACAAUGAGUGCUGAGAAACAACUGCAAUACUUUCAGUCGCUCUGUGGGGAAAUCAAGCAGCGGCGGCGUGGAGUGGCCUCCAUCCUGCGGUUAUGCCAGCACCUUCUGGAUGGUGGGGAGGCCUGCAACCUGAGCGCGGACCACCAGCCCAUGCAGCUGAUCAUCGUGAAUCUCGAGAGGAGGUGGGAAGCCAUUGUCAUGCAAGCCGUCCAGUGGCAAACACGGCUACAAAAGAAGAUGGGAACGGAGUCGGAGACUCUGAAUGUGAUUGAUCCUGGCUUGAUGGACCUAACUGGGACCAGCGAGGAUGCCCUGGAAUGGGAUGAAACUGAUAUAAGUAACAAAUUAAUUAGUUUGAAUGAAGACUCAAAUGACCUCAAUCAAGAACCCCAACCUGUCAUGCCUUCCUCAAAACCUGAAGAGACAGGUAGUGAGGACCCUGGCUAUGAAGAAGAGGCAGGUGACCGUGGGGGAUCUCAGUAUGCCUCAAGUAUUACUGCCCCCUCUAGUCCCCACAUUUACCAAGUAUACAGCCUCCACAAUGUGGAACUCUAUGAUGACAACCACAUGCCAUUCCUGAAAAACAAUCCAAUGCUCACCAGCAUGACACAGCCUAGUGUUUUGACUAAGAGUCUUAGUAAAGACUCCUCAUUCUCAUCCACCAAAUCUUUGCCAGAUCUUCUAGGGGGUUCCAAUUUGGUGAAGCCCUUCCCGUGCCAUGGAGGAGACAUGAGCCAGAAUUCAGGCAGUGAGAGUGGAAUAGUCAGUGAAGGAGACACUGACACCACUACCAACUCUGAAAUGUGUUUGCUCAACAUGGUAGAUGGGUCCCCUAGUAACCCUGAACCUGAACAUCUGGAACCACAAAUGGGAGAUGCCAUUAACAUGUUAAAGCAAAAAUUUAAAGAUGAGGAGGAAGCCAUUAAGCUUCCAAAUAGCUCUCAGUCAUCCAUUUUACCAGUGGGUUGUGUAAAUGGAAAAGCUGGAGAUUUAAACAGUGUUACCAAACAUACCCCUGAUUGUUUGGGAGAAGAAUUACAAGGAAAGCAUGAUGUGUUUACAUUUUAUGAUUACUCAUACCUCCAAGGCUCAAAACUCAAAUUACCAGUGAUAAUGAAACAGUCACAAAGCGAAAAGGCAUAUGUAGAGGAUCCCCUGCUCCAUGGCUUUUAUUUUGAUAAAAAGUCCUGCAAAUCUAAACAUCAAGCUACAGAGUUACAACCGGAUGCACCUCCCCAUGAAAGGAUUUUGGCAAGUGCAUCCCAUGAAAUGGAUCACAAUUCAUAUAAAAGUAGUGAUAUGGAGAAGACACUCACUGGCAUGCAGAAUGCCAAGCAGCGCUCCCUUCUAUCUCGUAGUUCAUCUGUUGAGUCCCUUUCUCCAGUGGGUGAUUUAUUUGGACUGGGUAUCUUUAAAAAUGGCAGUGACAGCCUCCAGCGAAGCACUUCUCUAGAAAGUUGGUUGACAUCCUAUAAAAGCAAUGAAGAUCUUUUUAGCUGUCACAGCUCUGGGGACAUAAGCGUGAGCAGUGGCUCAGUUGGAGAACUGAGUAAAAGGACAUUAGAUCUUCUGAAUCGUUUGGAGAAUAUCCAGAGUCCCUCAGAGCAAAAGAUAAAGCGGAGUGUUUCCGAUAUCACUCUCCAAAGCAGUUCCCAAAAGAUGUCUUUUACUGGCCAGCUGUCACUGGACAUAGCAUCUUCCAUCAAUGAAGACUCGCCAGCAUCUCUUACAGAGCUUAGCAGCAGUGAUGAGCUCUCUCUUUGCUCAGAGGAUAUUGUGUUACACAAGAACAAGAUCCCAGAAUCAAAUGCAUCAUUCAGGAAGCGCCUGACUCAUUCAGUGGCUGAUGAAAGCGACGUCAAUGUCAGCAUGAUCGUUAAUGUCUCUUGCACCUCUGCUUGCACUGAUGAUGAAGAUGACAGUGACCUCCUCUCCAGCUCUACCCUCACCUUGACAGAAGAAGAGCUGUGCCUCAAAGAUGAGGAUGAUGACUCCAGUAUUGCAACAGACGAUGAAAUUUAUGAAGAGUGCAACUUGAUGUCAGGGCUGGACUAUAUAAAGAAUGAGCUGCAUACCUGGAUUAGGCCAAAGCUUUCCUUGACUAGAGAUAAGAGAAGGUGUCAUCCCAGUGAAGAAAUAAGGGGCGGUAAGGAUAUAAGUAGUACUGAGAUGACCAAUUCCUCUGAUACCCUCAGCAUUAAGGCCCUUCUAAAUGGCUCCAUAAAACAUCUCUCUGAAAAUAAUGGAAACAGUAAGAAUUUACCCCACACCCAUGAGUUAGGAACACAGGGUGAAAAUAAGAAAAAUAUUUUCAAAGUCACUAAAGAUCCAUAUGUGGCUGAUGUGGAAAAUGGCAAUGUCGAAAGUACUCCAGAGAGACAGAAGGACAAACUUACUGAGAUUUCACAGGAACCGGAGAAUAUUGGUUCAGCCAGGAAGAGGAUUUCAGAGAGGGAGCAUGGUAAGUGCGAAGCAGCUGUGCAUAGCUCAGAUGAUUCAAACGUUGCUGGAAGAGAAUCUGUCUCCCAGACCGUUAGACAUCUUCCAAAGAAAUGUCAAAACCACCACCAUUUUGAAAAUCAAAUGGCUGCCUCUACUCCUGCUGAGAAGUCUUGCCCAGAACUGCCUCCAGAAACUAGAGUCACCAACAGACAGGACUCUGACGCACUGCAGUCUUCAUGUGAUGAUGCACUAAGUCUGGCUGGAAAAUCUGCUGGUUGCUGCCUAGAACUUGAACAAAAUGAAACAGAGGAAAAUGCCUCUGUUGGUGACAACAUUUCCUGUUGUGGCUGUGAGUCAGGUGUUUUCCAUCCGAAAGAUGCCGAAGAUGGUUCAGUACAUGACUUUGUUAAGGAAAUCAUUGGCAUGGCUUCCACUGCCCUAAAAAGUAAAUCUCAACCUGAAACUGAGGCAGCCGCUCCUACUUCAUUAACUCAGAUCAAGGAGAAAGUGUUAGAACAUUCUCACCGGCCCAUCCAGCUGAGAAAAGGGGACUUUUAUUCCUACUUAUCUCUCUCAUCGCAUGACAGUGAUUGUGGGGAGGUCACCAAUUACAUAGAAGAGAAGAGCAACACUCCUUUGCCUCUGGACAUGACUGACUCUGGCCUGGAAGACAGGGAAGACAUUGAGUGCUUCUUUGAGGCCUGUGCUGAGGAUGACCCUGAUGGAGACGAGCCCUGUGCCUCCAGCCCUCCUCCAGAUGAGCCUGCAGGUCACAGGGAGGCUGCAGUGCCAUCACAAGCAGCGGCGGGCUCUCCUAGGUGCAGUGACAUUUCUCUCUCAGCCGACGAUGCAGACCUGGUGGCUCCUGCAUGUCCUCCCCCUCAGAAAGGAUCUGACAUUGGAAAGGAAGUGGAUGGUUUACCUCAAGCUUCCAAUGUCUGUGGAGAAAGCUCACAGUCAGCUACUCCUCCAAGGCUGGGCGGUGAAAAAGAAUGUUCAGAAAACCCAGGCGAGUCUGGGAUGCCAGAGGAACAUAAGGCUGCUUCGGCCAACUCGAGAGUCCCAGGGCUCUCCUCAAAGGCACAGCAGUCCAAAGACAAGGCUGCGUUGCUUCCCAACCCCAAAACUUUAACCUGUGAAGAUCUCCUAAACCUUGAUGAAGAACGACAUAGAAAUAUGCAUAGGUAGAAUGUAACCUUCUCCAAGCAUGAAAAUCAUCUCAUUGAAAGAUAAGCCCGGCUGCAACUCAGGGGUGGCCUCACACUCCCACCCCGGACGGGUCUCCGUUCCAUCCCAUCACUGCCGUCUGUUACACUGACCUCUCCCGAGACGAUGCUUCCUUCCGAGUGCGGUUUGUCCACAUGGCCUUGUGACCCUGACGCGUGCGCUGGCUCUCUGUAGGUGACUCUCCGAAGCUCCGCGAGCUGCUUGUUCUCCCAUGGAUUCCUGUCCCAAGCUACCUCUACCACCCCCUCUCCAGCAAGACUUUGGUUUGCCUUGUCCCCUCCCCAUCUGCUCUUUAAAGCUCUGCAGCUCACCAAUUUGAUGGUCCAUUAAAUUCACCUGUCUGGAAUGAGCCCCUGCCAGUACUUGACCAAGUUCAUGUUUCAAUAGGAAAUUUCUUUGUAAUGGUACGAUGCCUAUGUUUAUUGAAAGAAUUUUACCUAAAGGGGCAACAUUUGAUUUGAUUGCAGCAUAGAGAAGAAACGCUGGCUUUUCUUUCAAAAUUAAGCAAUUGUUAAAAGCUCCAUUUUAUUUAUUUUAUUUUUAAAAUAAUAAUCUAUGCAGCACUUCAAGAAACAACUAAAUAGUGUUGUAUAUUAUAGACUGGUGACGUUCUAUUAAAUUAUGUACAACAUUUUUGCUUUUCUUAAUGCUUCUUGAGGUGGUAAUGAGAAAAAAGUUUUUUAAAAAAGUGUGCCUUGCUGUAUUUCUUAUACCAUUUAUUAGAAAGCUGCUUUCAUGGUAAAAUUAGGUUGUUUUAAAAGGAGGAAAUAGCAAGGUUAAGAUGUGUGAAUAAUUUCUGUACAUAUGUAUAACCAAGUACAAACAUUGAUGUAUAAUGACAGUAUAAAAUGCUUUCAUGUUUGUGAUGUCUAGUGAUGUGGAAAAUAUAAGCCUUAAAUCUAUUAGAUUGCAUGGUAAUUAAAAUUGGCAUAAUAAACAUAGAUUAUUAGGGAAAAAGGAAAAAUUAGUGAUCUCUUCUACCUGUGUUCUUUACCAAAUUAUUGUAUCUGGUUCUGGAACAAAUAUUACAUAUAGCAGCUUCCAAAAUAUCUAUAUUGCAUAAGAGGCUUAAAAUUACUUAAACUAGAAGCUACACAAUGAAGCCAUCACAAUUUUCAAGAUUCUUCUGAUUACUAUAAAGAUCUUGGAACACUAAUGAUUUACUUCCAGUUCCCCUAAACCAGUAAAAAUAUAUCCUAGAUUUUUUUUAUUUCUACUUUUCAUUAAUGGUUUUAAUGUCAGAUUUCAGAAUACUUAGUACAUCUUAUAUUUAUUUUAUAUAAUUUUUGAAUGGGUUUGAUAGAAAGAUAGUAGAAAAGUAUAGAAAAUUUGACUAUUCUUUUUAUUUAAAUUAUAGAUUUCAAGUGUAUUUAUUUUGUGUAAAAGAAGUUAGCUAAAAAUAUUGUUUGGACUUUACUGCUCUUGUGAAAGGAAGUUUCUAGUUUUAUUCUAACACCUACUCAAGUGCCUGACACAGUAGGUAUUCAAUAAAAAUUUGUUGAAUUGAAAUAUUGAAUUAGGUAAUAUGAUGACAUUUAUCUUUUCAUUUUGAGAGAGGUACACUAAAACAUGUAAACUAGAAAAAUAUCUAAUGCAGUUAGAAAAUCACAUGUAAUAUAUGGUUAAUUUACAUCAAAUUUCAAAAAGAAAUAAUGUGUGGAUUCACAUAGUCAAAGAAAUGACAAUCAUUCAUUCAAUUGAGAGUUUGUUAACACUGUUUAUCUGCAAGGCACUAUUCUAGAUGCAGGGGAUGCAAUGCUAACUGAACAAAGGCUCUGCCCUCGGGAGGCUUACCUACAUAUGGAUGAAGUGAGCACGCAAACUAGAUUCAGUAGUGGUCCUGCAGGUGAGGAAAGAGCAAAGUGAUGAAGAGGUACAAAGACGGAAGCAACCAUGGACAAGGAGGAAGAAAAGGGCUAGAAGAGAGCAGAAAGUUAGAUAGUAGAAAAUUAGUGAAGCUUAUUGCAGGGUAGUAGGAGAAAAGGUAAGUUGGGAGACUUUUAAAAAGUUAUGAUGGACCUUUGUAUGUGCUAUGCUAGGCAGUAAGGAAAUUUUGUUGUCUUUGUUUUGAACCUGAUAUUGCUUAUCAUUAAAACUUUAUUAGUAGCACACCAAGAACAUUUAAAAAUAGUAACCUAUAAUUCUAACACUUUAAUAACUACUUGUAUUUUUAUGCCCCUUCUAAUCUUUUCCGUGCAUAUUUCUAAAGUGAUGAAUCAUUCUAGACUUUUGAAUGGAUAGUAAUUCAUUCACAAGGGGUGUUAGGCAGACAUUUAGUUGCCGAGUUCAAGGUGAUUACAGGGGAAGAUAUUGGAGAUAAGUGUCUCAUUAGGAGGUAGCUAUAGAAAAUAAGCUAGUCUUGAGAGGAUAACAGAUCACCGGGAGAGUGGCCUGGGAUGUAGAGAAAAAAGUCCUAGUGUCCGAAAUCCCUAAGAGCAUUCUGGAUUUCCCUUGAGGUGUGCUAUAAUUUUACACACUGAGACAACCUAAAUUUUCCUUGGGUACUAACUAUUGCCAAGUCUGCAUCUCUUAGUAAAACAUUCAAAGAACAAACAGGCCAUGAUGUUUUACUUACCUGUGAUGUGCUCAUUGAAGACAUUGAGGUAUUGAAAAUAUUUAUUUAUUAAUAACCUGCUUAGGGUUAACACUGGAUAUAUAGAAUGACUUUCAGGUUUAUGGUACAAUGCUUUUUCAGGUUGGAAAGGACGGAAUAGCCUCAAUUUCUUGCUCUAUUUAGGUGCUACCUUCUUAGUUACCCUUGAAUGGUCACACCAGCUCUGCCUACACACUUCCAGUGGUUUAUCAUCUGCUAAGGCAAGCGUGUGUCUCUAUUAAGAAGCUAUUUCUUGGGUUGCUAAAAUCUGCAUAGUGACCCCCUACCCACCUUCAAUUUUGUUCACUGGUCUUAAUUCUUUCCUGCUAAGCUGCCCUAGAAUUUCUACCCUUUAUUUUUCAUGGUAACCCUGGAGAUAAUUGAGACCAGUUACUCAUCCUCUCCCAGCUGCUAUGAUUUCUGUUCUAUAAUUCCCUCAACAGCCCUUCAUAUGCCAUGAUUUUCAUCUAUUUCAACCUAAUGUUAACAGACAGAAUCCUUGAAACUGAGGAACUGUCUUCAUCAUCAUACAUGUAGAAAAGUAUCUGAACAUUUUAAGUGGUAAGUUUUCUCUAAAAAUAUAUUGAUAUGUUUAUUCUAUUAUUGUAAAAUAAAAUAAAUAAAUAAAUAAAUAAAUAAAUAAGCAAAUAAAUAAGAAUCCAUUACUUCCUUCAGUGGCCCAGUCAAGUGCCAGAGUUAUCUUGAAUGCUUACCUUACAUCAAGUCCAAACCUAACCUGUUUCCUUAUAAAGCAGGGUCUCCUUUCCAUUUAUUCAUUUAUUCAUUCAGUCAUUCAACAAACAUUCAUUGAGUGGCUACUUGUGUGAGGCACUGUGUUUGGCAUUAGAGAGACAAAGGCUCCUGAAAUGUGGUCGCUGCCUACAAAGGUUUACAGUUUUUCUUGUGAAAGUGCCUUUUAUGUCCUUGAAUAGAGUGAUUUCUCCAAAUUAAAUGAUGGCCCAUUGAUUUUGUUUCCUAUCUAGUUUCUCUACAUUUUAAAAACUCUAGUGAGCAAAAUGGUAUGCAGAGUUAUGUGGCUCUGACUGCUAGAAGUAGUGUUUUUGUAUUUGAAAGUUUGAAUAACAGAAAAAUAUUUCAGGUUUCUGGUCACUUAAUAAAUAUGUCUUAUGCAACAACAGAACAAUCUAAAUUCAGUGCUUUUGAGACGUUAAGUUUGAUGAUUUUGUUGUGUUUGGUUUGUCUAGCUUAGAAGUUUUACCCAUGCUAUAAUUCCAGGAAAUAAAUUAACUGAAAAUUAGAAAACAGA
This is a messenger RNA of Myotis myotis, 10888 nucleotides long. RefSeq names its product A-kinase anchoring protein 6 (gene AKAP6). Gene Ontology annotation, molecular function: transmembrane transporter binding; protein kinase A binding. The coding region runs from base 30 to 6989 and encodes 2319 amino acids. Gene Ontology annotation, cellular component: sarcoplasmic reticulum; perinuclear region of cytoplasm. The transcript has 13 exons. The record is from RefSeq and is a predicted model, not a curated record. NCBI's taxonomy places the organism in Eukaryota, Metazoa, Chordata, Mammalia, Chiroptera, Vespertilionidae.